Molecule: messenger RNA, 4434 nt
Organism: Corvus hawaiiensis (hawaiian crow)
Lineage: Eukaryota; Metazoa; Chordata; Aves; Passeriformes; Corvidae
Gene: APOOL
Product: apolipoprotein O like
Exons: 9
Coding region: 41-883 (280 amino acids)
Biological process (GO): cristae formation
Cellular component (GO): MICOS complex
Source: RefSeq, a predicted model, not a curated record
CUUUGAUAAGAUUCCAGCACUUUGAAGCAGAUUGUUUGAAAUGCAAAGACUUAAAGCCAAAAUUAUCCAGGUGGCAAAGCUGGCAGCUGUUUGUUCUGGGCUGCCGUUUGUAUGUAUUACUGUAUAUGCAGCAACAGAAAAGGAGUCAAAAAGUCAGCUGGUGAAGCCAGAUAAGCUCUCAAUUUACAGUGCCCCCCCUCUGAAGUCAAAGUACAUCGAGGAGCAGCCUGGGCACCUGCAGCAGCAGCUCUCGGCAGUGCGACAGACGACCGGCCACUACUUUGGGUGGUGCCAGAGUGCUUUUGUCUUUGUUAAAAACGGAAUAGUGGAUGCAAUUCAGUUUGGAAAAGAUGCUUAUGUUUACCUGAACAACCCUCCCCCAGACUUUCUUCCCAAAGCCAGUGUAAUUACGGUGUCAGGCUUGGCUGGUGUAGUGCUGGCAAGAAAAGGUUCUAGGUUUAAGAAAAUUGCUUAUCCAUUGGGACUUACUGCUGUAGGAUAUUCUGUUUGUUACCCAGCUCAGUCAGUGGUCAUUGCUAAGGUAACAGGGAAAAAGUUACUUUGUGCGAGUCAUCAGACCUAUGAGGCUGUGAGGUCACUGUGGGCAGAAAAACAAACUGUCUCCAAGCUGCAGCAAGAGUCAAAACCAAUUAUGCAAGAAGAUAAGAAAAAGAAAGGAACUUGUAGUACCAAACCUGAGUCUGCUGUUGAGUCAAGAUCAUUGAACAGAACAGAAUCUUUGCCAGUAGAGUGUUGGAGUAAUGAAGAUCCAGUGCCAUCAUCAGGAACAGUGAAGACAUCAAAAUUUAAGCCUGAUGCAAAACUUGUGGACCAUGGUCAGUCCAGCCCAGAAGAUGUGGACAUGUACAGCACCAGAAGCUAAGCCAAGUCUGCUUUACAAACUGCAAAAUAUUACAGAUAAGGGGGAGGGAAGAAGGGAAGGAAUAAUCUUUACAAUACAUACUCUGUGAGGUAUAAUUUAAUCAGAUAUUUUCUUAUCUCCCGAUUUGUAUUAUUGACGUACAUGAUUCUGUUCAGUGCUUAUUUUGUUCCUGACUCCAUAUAAGCAAUGGGAAUUCACUCAGUGUCAUUAGUGAGACACUGAGAAAACAAGAUUUGUCAGUGUCUUCUCCCAAUGAGGUUUCUCUGUGCCAAACUUGCUAAUAAAUGUCACUUCACAAAGGAUAUUUGAGAAUGCAAACAUAUCUCUGCUUUGGCUCAGAUGUUCAUUGAUCUGAAAGAAGAAUGUGGGGGAUGGGGUUUGCAGAGGCUUCUUCGUCUUUUAUCUUUCAGCUCUGGAACAAAAUGCAAGUUCCUGCUGGUCUGAGUAGCCUUAAAAUAUCCAUGGUUGUAUCAUGUGAACAGCAAUGGCUUUAAUGCUUGUGUAGAAGAGUCACAGAAUAAUUUGGUACUGUUUGCCUUUUUCACAAAGGUGAAUGGAAACAACUCUGUGUCCUGCACGCCUCUGGUGUGUUCAAAUGUCACUGAAGCUGGGCAGAAACAUACAACUGAUCUCUAAACGUCCUUUCUAGACUAUGCAUCAGUUUUCACCUACUUCCAAUACUUGGAAGAACUGUGUAUAAAUUUCUUAAUCCAUGAAACUGAUACUGAAUUUAUAUAAAAUCCAUUAGAAAUGUUUAGGAAGCUGGAAAUUGGUAGUUUCAAGGUUUAAACUGCUGACAGACAGUAAAAACACAGAUGUAGUAGGCAGCCAACUUUUUCUUCUCACAAGUUUGUGUGCAGUACCCAUUGAUUUAAAUUCUGUGUUUUUCCAUAAGAAUAAUAUUAGAAAUUACAUUUCCUAGGAUGAAACUUUCAAACACUGCUUUUAUCAUUAUGUAUAUUGCUGUACUUCUGUUCAUCUUCCAUUUCUCUUCAUUCUGUUAUCUUUCGAUUAAUGAAAAUUUGCUUUGCUGUACAGUUGAGGGGGAAGCAAGAGAAACCAUAUGAACAGAUAGUGUGAUUGGAAGGCUAAAGCCUGAAAUGCUGCUGUUCUCAGCACUGGGAUGUGAUGGGAUAUUUGCUCCUGCUUUCCUGAAGAAAUUUCACAACCUGAUUCGUUUUUCCAAGGCUGAUAAUGCAAAGGCAAAUGACCAGUGAAAUACAGGCAGAAUUCCUGGUGUCCCUGUGGGAUUAGCAAAGUUAUGAGGAGAUGCUACAGGAUGGAAUGUGCAGAAGGCACAAAUGGUGAAUGUGCAAAAGAAGUAAAGCUGUUAGGAUGGUUCAGAAACAAACUGAUAUUUUAAAAUCCAAAUUUCAGACAGUGUUGGACUUCGAGUCCAGUGCAAGGUGAAAUCAGAAAAUGGGAGUUUAAAAAGAAGAGUUCUAUCAGUUAAACUUGCCUGGGACAGCUGACAGGAUUUAAUGUGUUUUGUUUCUUUAAUCAUCUCUUAAAGGCCCAGGCAACUGUCAGAAUUCAGGCAGCUAUCAGAGGAUAUUAAAUCAAUCUUCAGAGAGCUCCUGGACAUGACACAUUCAGUGUUUCAUCACGGAGAGAGGAGUAGAAAAAUUAGGUAGCUGGGCUUCAUAUACCAUUUCCAGGGAAACAGAUGAAGACGUAAGUGAAAAUCGUGAAGAAAUUAUCAUUUUCAAGGGCAUGACUGGAUGCCAGAAAUUGUAUUAUCUGUCUCCCUUUGAUAACAUUCUGGAUAAAAACAUAAAGGAAAAACCCAUCUGCUCUGCUCCUAAAUUGUUAAAUAUUAACUUUGAGUGAUGUGCUACCACAGCAAGUCAACAGGAAAGGUAAGAUGCUGCAGAUUUGCUUGGAUUUUGCAGGAGUUUACUGUGGUGAGAUUUUUCAGGACAUAGUGAAAACUCUGCCCAGGAAUUGGUCUCCUGGGAGCAGGGAGAGGAGCGGCUUUGGAUUGCUGUUACGGAACCAGCACAUCUGCCCUUCCCAGGAGAGCAGGCCUUAGGACACUGUCGUGGUGCCAAAAACUGCUCAGGGACUUCCCAGGUUUUGAGGGCAUUUCCACUCAAAGCUGGUGGUGCGGGUGGGGGUAUCCGGUCUGCAGAAUGUCCACGGGCUCCUUGGUUGGGCAGGCAGGAGUCAGGUGUCCCAUGCAAGCCCCUUCCAUUGCAGCCCCUGAUCUGGUUCAUGCUGUGCAUGGCCCUGGUGUACAAAGCUCGGGCUGUAUUUCAGUCCCAAAUUACUCCUUAGGGCAACAUUGGUAGAGAACUAAACUUCAGAGUUAAACAUCUUCUGGGACAUAACUUAAAAUUAGUGUUCCUGCCCACUCUGAUGAAUGAACAGGAUAAGGGAUGCAGUUCUGCAGCUCAUGGAAUGGAGUCCCUGUGCUGUGUCAUUUCUUUGAGGUAGGUGAGAGGAGUGAGCAGCACAGGAUUAUUCCAGGUCAGGGUUUGCCAGGUGGCUGCCCCAUCCCUGGAAGUGUUCAGGGCCAGGUUGGACAGGGUUUGGGGCAACCUGGGAUAGUGGAAUGUGUCCCUGCCUGUGGCUGGGGGUGGAACAAGAUGGGCUUUAAGGUCCUUUCCAACCCUCACCAGUCUGUGAUUCGCUGGUGAUGCUGCUGCUGCUAUUACUGUCACUUUUUAGCUUAGUGUUUUCAUCAGCUGAGAUUUCUCUUUCUCCUCAAGGUGGGGUAAUUUUCUGUUUACUUCAUUUUUAUCACCAGUUUUUGUUUACUAUCCCCACACAAUGGGGUUAAAAUUAGAGGGUUUUUGUUGUGAAACAGGUACAGCUAAAGACAACUGUUCCCUAACUGCAGCCAAAGAAAAUGGGAGAAAAGUAUGGGAAAUUUUGUAUUCUGGCUGGGUGUGUUCUCUGCUUUCAGUUCAGACAUCUGAACCUCCAGGGGUUAUAUAAUACUUUACAGCUGACUGCAAGGAGCUGUAGCCACAUGUCUAUAUUAGUAAUUUCUAGUAAAGGUGCUAUGCAAUGGCUUUAAAAAAGCAAAUUCACAUCUACAUGAUGCCAUCCUGGGUAACCAUGUGCCUGCCUUGGGCUCUUGAAGAUUUCGGACCCAACAGACAAAUCUGCUACAGUGAAAAAUUAGCAUAAAACAUGGGAAAAGUUUUAUUGUGAGACAUGGUUUUAUUAAUUUGUAGCAAAACACUUUGAAAUGCCUCUCAAAUGUAUCCUUAAAAGUCACUUAAAGUUUAUUUCACAAUGCAAUAAUACAACAACAUUAUAAAAGUAAGAAUGUAUAUUGUAAUUUUUAUAUAAGUUAUAUAUUUGUGAAAAAUUCAGUGUCUUAAAGAAUGGGGUCACUUGGUAUUUUAUAAUACAGAAAUAGGUUUAAUUUGCUGCAUGUUUUUUUAUUUAUGGUUGAUUGUAUUCAAUAUAGAGAGAUUUGGAACUUGUUGAUAUUAAUAUUUUUUUUAGAUAAAACUGAUUGUGAUACUUUAUUUUGUCAUAUUGCUGUGAAGCACCUGGAAAUAAAGGGUGAUAAGAUACUUUUUAAAAAGUACAUUUAA